Messenger RNA from Clarias gariepinus (North African catfish), 1841 nucleotides. RefSeq names its product WAP, follistatin/kazal, immunoglobulin, kunitz and netrin domain containing 1 (gene wfikkn1). The transcript has 2 exons. The coding region runs from base 1 to 1695 and encodes 564 amino acids. Gene Ontology annotation, cellular component: extracellular region. Lineage: Eukaryota; Metazoa; Chordata; Actinopteri; Siluriformes; Clariidae. The record is from RefSeq and is a predicted model, not a curated record. Gene Ontology annotation, molecular function: protein binding; serine-type endopeptidase inhibitor activity.
AUGAGGUGUGUGAGACGCUGUGCUCUCCCCCUCCCCCUCCUCCUCCUGUGGCCGGUGGCGCUGGGGCUCGCGGACGGCGGCGCGGUGCAUGCUGGGGUCUGUCCCAACUCCCUCAACCCGCACCUGUGGGUGGACGCGCAGAGCACGUGCGAGAGGGAGUGUAGUACUGACCAGGACUGUGCCAUCUUUGAAAAAUGUUGCACAAACGUGUGUGGUCUGCUCAGCUGCGUGGCGGCUCGUUUCUCAGACGAUUCUUCCUUGUCACUUGCUGCUCCUGAUGCCCAACCAGGUACAAAUGUGUCCACCGAGGGUAAGGCCAGCUGUGAUGGCUUCCUGUGCAGCCAGCAGGGGGCAGUGUGUGUGAUGUGGGCGGGUCAACCUGUGUGUAAGUGUCAGGAUCGCUGUGAGAGUGAGCCCAGCUUUACCUGUGCCUCUGAUGGCUUGACGUACUUUAACCGGUGUUACAUGGACGCAGAGGCUUGUGUUCAGGGUGUGACGCUGACCGUGGUCACAUGCCGAUAUCAUCUGUAUGCAAGCCCCACCCCAUCAGACACCACAGUCCCACCCACACCCACUUCCUCUGCCCCUUUCCCCCCUACUCUUUACUCCAACCCCCAGCACCGGAUUGUUUACCUAGGAGGAACCGUCAGCUUCCACUGCGAUGUGAUUGGACAUCCGAAGCCUGACAUCACUUGGGAAAAGCAAUCAGAGCGUCAGCUCAUGAGGCCAGAUCAGAUGUAUGGUAAUGUUGUAAUCACAAACAUCGGACAGCUUGUUGUGUACAACGCUCAGGUGUUUGACACAGGAAUCUACACCUGUGUUGCUCGCAAUUCUGUUGGUGUUCUGCGUGCUGAUUACCCUCUUUCAGUUGUUCGGCGUGAUGAACGUGACGACUUUGAAGACUCUGACGGGGGAACGGACCUUCCUGAGCAGCCAUUUUCUCCGUCUGACUGCUUGUUGAGUGUCGAACGAGGAAAGUGUGGUGAGAGCCAUGUGGAUUGGCAUUACGAUGCUGUGCUUGGCUCCUGCCAGCCCUUUACACAUGGAGGGUGUCUGCAUGGGAGGAACAGGUUUGAGACAUAUGAAGAGUGUCAAACAUCCUGUGAGCAUGAGGAGAUGACCGUGUGCAACCUUCCAGCUGUUCAAGGUCCCUGCAGGAACUGGGAGCCCCGCUGGGCUUACAAUGCUGUCACCAAGCAAUGCCAGGCCUUUGUCUACGGAGGUUGCCGUGGGAACAGUAACAACUUCCACUCCAGGGCAGAGUGCCAGACGAGCUGUCCACAUCGAAGAUCGCGACCAUGCAUGAGCUGCAGGCCAAAGGGUAGACUGGUGCCUAGUCUGUGCCGCAGCAACUUUGUCAUCGUGGGCCGUCUCACAGAGCUGAUCAAGGACCUGGACUCAGGUAUUGCUCGCUUCAGUCUAGAGCAGGUACUGUGGGAUGAAAAGAUGGGCCUAAAGCAGUUCAAGGCUCGAUAUCUUGAGGUCACACUGGUCCACAUGGAUUGGAGCUGUCCAUGUCCCAACAUCACUAUGCAGGAAGAGAGCCCCCUGCUGGUAAUGGGGGAAGUGCAGGACGGCAUGGCAGUGGUGCUGCCUGACAGCUACGUGAGACCCGUGUCCGAGCGCAGAGUGAAAAAAGUCCAGGACAUUCUAGCUAAGAAGACUUGUGAGAUUCUGCAAAGGUUUCAGGACUGAGCACAUGAGUGUUUACAUUUGUAAGCACUUUACAUGUGCUGAUAUUACCAUUUUCAUUCAUUGCAAUAAGAUUCAUGGGGUAAUGACUCUGCAACUGAAACAUCUGACUGGCCUGAAUUUUCUCUUCUUUAGGUAUUCCUGUUAAU